GUGCUUGCGGCUUUCCAUACCGCUCUGCCUGCUGGCACUUGGCAUCAGACAGGCGGUGAAACGCAGCGUCAAACCGUAAAAACUUAACAUUUCUGGGUCAGAAAAAUGAGCCGAAGUUACAACGAUGAGCUGCAGUACCUGGAUAAAAUCACCAGUAACUGCUGGAGGAUUAAAAAGGGAUUUGUUCCCAACAUGAGGGUUGAAGGGAAUUUCUACGUCAACGAUUCUCUGGAGAAGCUGAUGUUUGAGGAGCUUCGUAACGCCUGUCGAGGAGGAGGUGUGGGCGGUUUCCUUCCAGCCAUGAAGCAGAUCGGGAACGUGGCGGCGCUGCCCGGGAUCAUACAUAGAUCCAUCGGCCUCCCAGACGUCCACUCUGGAUAUGGGUUUGCUAUCGGAAACAUGGCGGCCUUCGACAUGAAUGACCCUGAGGCUGUGGUGUCUCCAGGGGGCGUCGGCUUCGACAUCAACUGUGGCGUCCGUCUCCUGAGGACAAACCUGGACGAGCGUGACGUGCAGCCGGUGAAGGAGCAGCUGGCCCAGUCCCUGUUCAACCACAUCCCAGUGGGAGUCGGGUCUAAGGGAGUCAUCCCCAUGGGGGCCAAGGACCUGGAGGAGGCUCUGGAGAUGGGGGUGGACUGGUCUCUGAGGGAAGGCUACGCCUGGGCCGAGGACAAGGAGCACUGCGAGGAGUACGGCAGGAUGCUGCAGGCCGACCCCAACAAGGUCUCCUCCAAGGCCAAGAAGAGAGGCCUGCCCCAGCUGGGGACUCUGGGAGCGGGAAACCACUACGCUGAGAUCCAGGUGGUGGACGAGAUCUACAACGACUAUGCCGCCAAGAAGAUGGGCAUCGACCACAAAGGCCAGGUGUGUGUGAUGAUCCACAGUGGCAGCAGAGGCCUGGGACACCAGGUGGCCACAGAUGCUCUUGUUGCCAUGGAGAAGGCGAUGAAGAGGGAUAAGAUCAUAGUGAACGACCGUCAGCUGGCGUGCGCCCGCAUUACCUCGCAGGAGGGUCAGGACUACCUGAAGGGGAUGGCUGCCGCCGGAAACUACGCCUGGGUCAACCGCUCGUCCAUGACCUUCCUCACCAGACAGGCGUUCUCUGAGGUCUUCAGCACCACGCCGGACGACCUGGACAUGCACAUCAUCUACGACGUCUCGCACAACAUCGCCAAGGUUGAAGAACACAUGGUGGACGGGAAACAGAAGACUCUGCUGAUUCACCGCAAAGGAUCCACCCGAGCUUUCCCCCCACACCACCCCCUCAUCCCUGUAGACUACCAGCUCACAGGUCAGCCGGUGUUGAUCGGAGGGACGAUGGGAACCUGCAGUUAUGUCCUAACGGGGACGGAGCAGGGGAUGACGGAGACGUUCGGUACCACCUGUCACGGAGCGGGUCGCGCUCUCUCUCGAGCGAAGUCCCGCAGGAACCUGGACUUCCAGGACGUUCUGGACAAACUGGCCGACCAGGGCAUCGCCAUCCGAGUGGCCUCACCCAAACUGGUCAUGGAGGAGGCUCCUGAAUCGUACAAAAACGUGACGGACGUCGUCAACACGUGUCACGACGCUGGGAUCAGUAAGAAGGCGAUCAAACUGAGACCCAUCGCUGUGAUUAAAGGCUGAAGCUGCACAGAUCUUUAUUUAAAGACAAUUUACAACAAACAAAAGGACAUGAAGACAAAAAAAACUCAAGACGCAAAAUCCACUGGAAUCUUUAAAAACAGAAGAUAUUUGCUCAAAUUUUUUUUUUUUUUGGAAUUUAUGUUGGAGAGCAUGAAAUACACUAAUAAGAAAAUAAUUGAUUGAACAUUUUAUUUUCCUGUUUAUGCCAAAUCUGUGGUCCAAAUAAAGGUGAUCACUGAAAACUGAAGUUCAUCUAAUAUUCUCCAUUACAGCUCCUUUAUGUGACGUCACUGCAGAUUUAUGUUUGAACAUCAUUUUCUCCCAAAUUCAUCAACAUCAAGUUUCUCCUUAAUAGAUAAACUGUUUGUCUGUCUUUUCUACUUGGUUGUUUUUAUCACUGAAGUUUUCAAUGAAAUUCAACACUUCCUGCAGAAGUUUCACAUUAAAAGGGAAAGAUUAGACUCUUAGCCACUUGAAUGCUUUUAAUUUGAACAGCUUAACAGCGACUGAAAGAAGAAGUCACAGUUUAAGUUUCAGGCUUCACCUUUGUGGUUUGCUAGGUUGUAUUGUUUUCUACUUUGCUGUUUUGUUGGGAGAACUUUGGGUGGGUGGGGGGAUUUGUAAUGUUUUUUUCUUCCUCUUUGUGUAAUUAUGAACUUACAGAACAAAGUAAACAGUGAUUCACAUGAUCUCCCCCUUUUAAUUGACAAAAGCUUGAAAAAAAUAAAACAGCAAAGUAGAAGUGA
Messenger RNA from Seriola dumerili (greater amberjack), 2369 nucleotides. RefSeq names its product RNA 2',3'-cyclic phosphate and 5'-OH ligase (gene rtcb). Gene Ontology annotation, biological process: tRNA splicing, via endonucleolytic cleavage and ligation. Bases 106 to 1623 code for a protein of 505 amino acids. The record is from RefSeq and is a predicted model, not a curated record. Lineage: Eukaryota; Metazoa; Chordata; Actinopteri; Carangiformes; Carangidae. Gene Ontology annotation, molecular function: RNA ligase (ATP) activity. Gene Ontology annotation, cellular component: tRNA-splicing ligase complex; nucleus. The transcript has 12 exons.